This is a messenger RNA of Oreochromis niloticus (Nile tilapia), 1878 nucleotides long. Its product is annotated as proline-rich extensin-like protein EPR1. Lineage: Eukaryota; Metazoa; Chordata; Actinopteri; Cichliformes; Cichlidae. The transcript has a single exon. The record is from RefSeq and is a predicted model, not a curated record. The annotation marks the transcript as partial.
UAAACCCUGUGUUUCUCUGAGUCAGUGUCGCAUCGUCCCUCAAGCUGUGUGUUUCCUUGUGUGCCUCCCCGUCAAGUGUAAGUUUAUAUUUCCCAGUUUAGUUUUGUAUGCUUUCCCCUGCCAGCAAAUAAGGCUGAGUUUUGAGUUCAUCCUUCGAGUCUGAGUGUCUGCACCUUGGGUCCUACUCCUGCCUGCCACACAGCGUUUCAUGACAGAACGACGCGACCAGACAUGGACCCAGCAGCACUCAACCCACCAGAAGAACUGCGUCAAGACAUUAUUUACUCUGUGGAGAGACUCCUUAGACUCUGGCUAGAACAUGAGGGGAAGGAGCUCCAUUGCGCUUUGGAAACUAAGCUACAGAGAUUGAUUUCUGGUCUCCCUUGGCUUCUCGGUGCGCUCCACCCACUCGAACAGGAUUUUAUCCUAAAUGAGCUACACAUUCAUCCCCCAGCUGCUACAACUCACCUGCCUGACAGGCCGGACGUGGAGCUGCCCGGCCCAUUGGAGUCAUCAUCAAAAAGGAAGCGGCGAUCACGCCGCCGACGUCCAUCACCACAGCCAGACCCCGUGACCUCUGAGUCGCCAGCUGUGGUAAAAGAAAGAGACGAUAUUCAAGAGUUUCCUGAAUUUGGGACUGUUCAUUCUGGAACCAUUUGUUUUCACUCAGCUGCCCAGCCUCCUGUAGCUCACUCAGCUGCCCAGCCUCCUGUAGCUCACUCAGCUGCCCAGCUAGCUGCGUCUCCUGUGUCUCCGCUAGCACAGUCAUUUACUCCGCCACUAGCUCCAUUUUCACCUCAGCUAUCACUCCAGCCAUUAAUUCAGUCUGCUCUUCAGCCUCCUUCAGUUCGGCCUGCCACUGAGUUGCCCUUAGCCCCAUCAUCCACACUACCACCUGCUUCUCUUCCACCACAAUCAUCACUACACUCAGCCGUCCAGGCUACCACUCAGUCAGUCAUUCACUCUAUAGCCCUGCCAUUAAUGCACUCUGUAGCUGAGCCAUUAGCCGCCUGGCCCGCAGCCAAUUCAGCCACCCUUCCACCCGUUGCACCUCAACCACAACCGUCACUGCAGUCCCCAGUGCAGUCUCCGGCAGUUCAGCCUUCCCCAGUGCAGUCUCUGGCAGUUCAGCCUUCCCCAGUGCAGUCUCCGGCAGUUCAGCCUCCCCCAGUGCAGUCUCCGGCAGUUCAGCCUCCCCCAGUGCAGUCUCCGGCAGUUCAGCCUCCCCCAGUGCAGUCUCCGGCAGUUCAGCCUUCCCCAGUGCAGUCUCCGGCAGUUCAGCCUUCCCCAGUGCAGUCUUCCACUCAACCACCAGCUCCACUUUCUCCCCAACCGUCACUACUACCUCUAGCUCAGUCUCCUGUACAGUCGCCUCUAGUUCGGUUCCCUGUGCAGUCACCCCUAGUUCAUUCCCCUGUGAAGCCAUCAACUCCACCACCCACUCCUCUUUCACCACCACCAGUAGCUCAGCUCGCACCUGACCCAUUGGCCCAGUUCUCCGUAGCAGUUCGGUUUUCUGGCCAGCGUAACAUUGAGCCAGGGGUCCCAAUUCCCUGUGGCUCUACAUCAGCUCCUGCUGGAAGCUCUGAGCCCAUCCAGCACUCCGCGGCUCCCAUGCCGCCACCUGCCUUCUCCGCUGGAGGGUCCGAGGGGCCCGUCCAGCCGCCUGCCUCCGCUGGAGGGUCCGAGGGGCCCGUCCAGCCGCCUGCCUCCGCUGGAGGGUCCGAGGGGCCCGUCCAGCCGCCUGCCUCCGCUGGAGGGUCCGAGGGGCCCGUCCAGCCGUCCUCAUCAGCUGCAUCGCCCACGCCGUCGCCGGCAGCGCCACCGUCUCCGGCUUCCAAGCCUUCGAGCCUUCAAGCCUCGCCGCCCACGCCUGGU